CUUUUAUAUUUUGUAUACAACAUGUCACUUUCUUGUCAACGAUGUGGACAUGCGUUACGUAUUGAUGAUUCUUUAACCAAUUUAGAUCAAGCUUCGGCUGAUGUCUUGUUAGCACCUUUAGAAGAUGAAGUUCAAGCAACUCUUCAUCCAUCUCAACCUAUACCACAAGCACUCCAUACGCGUCUGAUCGGCAUUAAACCGCCCAACUUACAGCCUUCCAAUAGUCUUCAACUGCCCAGCAAACGAGAUAGUCUACCUGCUCCUUCUGAGUCCUUUGUGGUCUUGCCUCAUCCGACAGACAACACUAGCAAUAUCCAGUCUUCGACUAAAAUACUUCAAGCUGUCCAUCCAACCACUCACUUGACAUGGAUGGAAGAUGGUCAUUGGCCACGCAAUAACACUCUCUCUCAUCGAUUAAGAGUAGCGAAUCGUGUGUUUGAUAUCAUGUCUUCCAAAUCAAGUGUGGAUCAUCCCAUGUGUCAGGAAUGUACAGACAUGUUGUUGGAAAACCUUCAGAAACAGAUGAUGGAUGUCGGGAAAGAACGUGAUUGCUAUAUUGAUUUCUUAAAGAAAGUACAAGACAGUCGAGUGAGUCCUGAUGAAGAAGAAGGAUUGGCUCGUCAAGUCGAUGAGCUUGUUUUGGCAGAAAAAGAAGCAGAGGAUGAACUCGAUAAACUAAAACAAGAAGAACAAGCAUUGGAUAGUCAAUUACAGUCUUUACAGGAUCAAAUGCAAAGAUUAGAUAAAGAAGAACAAGGCUUUUGGGAGCAAUGCAAUCAGUAUCAAAUCAGUCUACAGACAUUUCAGAAUGAAAGGGAUUCUAUCAACUUAAAAUAUGAUCAUGAUGUGAAGCAAUAUGAACGACUACAAAAGACAGUGGUGUAUAAUGAUGCAUUCUGUAUUUCACAUGACGGACCCUUUGGUACGAUCAAUGGAUUUAGACUAGGCAAGUUAAGUACUCAUCCUGUUGAAUGGAAUGAGAUCAAUGCUGCUUGGGGACAAACCUUGUUGUUGUUGUAUACAGUAGCCAGUAAACUGAAAUUCCAGUUCAAGACAUAUCGACUUGUGCCUAUGGGAUCCUUUUCUCGCAUAGAGAAAAUAGACGGUGAUAGUGUUGUUUCUUAUGAACUAUAUGGUUCAGGGGAUUUUGGUAUCAACAAAAUGUUAUUUUUAAACAGAAGAUUUGAUCAUGCUAUGGUGGCUGUCUUAAACUGCCUUAAGCAACUCACAGACUUUGCUGAAGAAAGAGACAAGACAUUGAGACUUCCUUACCGUAUCAACAAGGACAGAAUUGGUGAAUUAUCAAUACGAAUUCAAUUUAAUCAAUUAGAACAAUGGACAAAGGCAUUAAAAUACAUGCUGACAAACAUGAAAUGGAUUUUAGUGUUUGCCAGUCGAGCCAAUACAACAACAGUAGAAUAG
Molecule: messenger RNA, 1422 nt
Organism: Gilbertella persicaria
Lineage: Eukaryota; Fungi; Mucoromycota; Mucoromycetes; Mucorales; Choanephoraceae
Product: autophagy protein Apg6-domain-containing protein
Exons: 4
Coding region: 22-1422 (466 amino acids)
Biological process (GO): cellular response to nitrogen starvation; autophagosome assembly; late endosome to vacuole transport
Cellular component (GO): phosphatidylinositol 3-kinase complex, class III, type I; phosphatidylinositol 3-kinase complex, class III, type II; phagophore assembly site
Source: RefSeq, a predicted model, not a curated record